GAGAGGGUGCUGGGUGGGGAGAGCAGGCGAAGCCUAGUGGCGGCAGAAGAGUUGGAAAGCUCUUAGGAAAAACAGAGGGAUUCUGGGCAAACCUGGGUUUACUAGGGUUUUCGGAACACUGAACCAGGAGGGAACUGGGAGUUCUUAUGCAUUUAGAAGAAGAUAUGUCUGUGACGUAUGGGAGAACUUGGGGCAGUGGGAAGCCGGGGGCUGCUUGCUGGUGACUUAUCAGGAGUUAGAUGUGCAGGGCCCCUCAGUAGAGGCAGGGAUCAGGCUGGGGGACAUGGGGGAGGUUUUACAGCCUGUCUUGACCUGUGAGGCCAGGAGCGGGGUGGAGGCCUAUAGAGCAGAGUCCACUUAGGUCUGCCAGGUCCAAGGCAGCACCACCCCACUGUGACUUCCCUAGAUGCUUAGGCCCUGGGGCUGUCAGGACCUCCUCCCCUCCAGCCACCAGGGCUCACUCUGUACACCCUAGGGACUCUUGGGCUUUUUAGCUUCAUAUGGGCCAUGCCUCUGGGGUUGGGGAAGCGAGAGCCUGGCAAACCUUGGGCCCCGAGGAUGCUGGAGGGAGAGAAAAAUGGGAGGAACUUGGGUCAUGGUGUCUGGCAAGACGGAGGGCUGCCUUGGCAGCAUCAGGAAGAGGAAGUGGCACCAGCCGCCAGCUCACAAGCCCUGGGACGUGCCCAGACCUGGAGAAUGCUGCCUGGGCACCCCCAAACCAGCAGAUGGAGAGGGAGCUCCUCUCCCAAGUGUCUGACGCAUUCAUGGCUAAAGCAGUAUUGGGAGGUUGACUGGAGAAAGAGGUACAAGAUUCCCAGCUCGUAGGGUUCACAGAGGCUGCAGAAAUGAGGCAAGGAUCUGUGCGGGGAACUUUCUGGGGGUUUUCAUCCCAACUUUGCCUUUGACUGACUGUGUACACCUAAGCAGGUUUCUCUGAGAUCCUCACUGUCCUUAUAUGUCACCGUGGGGUGGAGGUGAUAAUGCUGGUUCUAUCUUGCUCUUUGCUACCUUGUUAAUUAGCAUCAGGACUAAGGACAGAGGACAGAGAGAAGGCUGGACCAUGGGGGCUCUGUGUCUCCCGUACUUAACUGACCAGUCCUUUUCCAAGUAUAGAGGAACCCCAGUUCCCUCGUGGCGCAAAUUUCCAAGAGCUUGAGUAAAGAGGGUAUCCCCAGAAUUCCUCAGCUUUUCCUAUGAUCUUUCCAGCCCUGUGCUUCCCACAUGUCCUUACCUGUCUGGUCUCCGCACCCCAGCACUCCCUCGCCCUUCCGCCACUUAUCUGCGCUCCUCUUCCCUUCUCUACCUUUGCUCACCUCCGGCUUUUUUCUAACUCCAACUCCGGGAGGAGGGAGGGGUUCCUCUGGUUUCCAACACUGGCCCACUUUGCAUGUUGCCUUGCAUUUUGCAUCUAGAUCUGGUGGUGCUCCAGAGAACGGCUUUCUCAGGUGUGACGUGAGCCAAGCCCUAACUGUCCAGAAGAGUGAGCGCUGAUCCCUGUGACCUGAUCAGAAGGACUGAGGGGCUUGCUGGGCUCUGCACGUCCCCGGGCCCCUCCAUCUGGGCCCCUGUGGAGAGGAGGGGCCAAGCAAGCAGGCAGCUGGGCUAUGGUUUGGUGCCUCAGUCUGGCUAUCCUCAGCCUGAUCAUCAGCCAAGGGGCUGACGGUCGAGGGAAGCCUGAGGUGGUGUCGGUGGUGGGCCGGGCCGGGGAGAGUGCGGUGCUGGGCUGUGACCUGCUGCCCCCGGCUGGCCGGCCCCCUCUGCAUGUCAUCGAGUGGCUGCGCUUUGGAUUCCUGCUUCCCAUCUUCAUCCAGUUUGGCCUCUACUCUCCCCGCAUCGACCCUGAUUACGUGGGGCGUGUCCGGCUUCAGAAGGGGGCAUCUCUCCAGAUCGAGGGGCUCCGGGCUGAAGACCAGGGCUGGUACGAGUGCCGCGUACUCUUCCUAGACCAGCACAGCCCUGAGGAAGACUCUGCUAACGGCUCCUGGGUGCAUCUCACCGUCAACUCGCCCCCUCAGUUCCUGGAGACGCCUCCCCAGGUGCUCGAAGUGUGGGAACUGGAGCCGGUCACCCUGCGGUGUGUGGCCCAAGGCAACCCCCAACCUCGGGUGACUUGGAAGCUCCGAGGACAGGACCUCGGCCAGGGCCAGAGUCAAGUGCAGGUGCUGAACGGAACGCUGCGGAUCCGGAGGGUGGAGCGAAGCAGCGCCGGGGUCUACACCUGCCAAGCUUCCAGCACCGAGGGCAGCGCCACCCACGCCACCCAGCUGCUGGUGCUAGGACCCCCAGUCAUCGUGGUGCCCCCCAAGAACAGCACAGUCAAUGCCUCCCAGGAUGUUUCUCUGGCCUGCCGAGCUGAGGCAUACCCUGCUAACCUCACCUACAGCUGGUUCCAGGACAGCACCAACGUCUUCCACAUCAGCCGCCUGCAGCCCCGAGUGCGGAUCCUGGUGGAUGGCAGCUUGCGGCUGCAGGCCGCCCAGCCUGAUGAUGCCGGCCGCUACACCUGUGUGCCCAGCAACGGCCUCCUGCGCCCGCCCUCGGCCUCUGCCUACCUCACUGUGCUCUACCCAGCGCAGGUGACCGCCAUGCCUCCUGAGACGCCCUUGCCCGUGGGCAUGCGGGGGGUGAUCCGAUGCCCCGUUCGUGCCAACCCCCCAUUGCUCUUUGUCAGCUGGACCAAGGAUGGGCAGGCCCUGCAGCUGGACAAGUUCCCCGGCUGGUCCCAGGGCCCAGAAGGCUCCCUGAUCAUUGCCCUGGGGAACGAGGAUGCACUGGGAGAAUACUCCUGCACCCCCUACAACAGCCUUGGCACUGCAGGGCCCUCCCCGGUCACCCGUGUUCUGCUCAAGGCUCCCCCAGCUUUUCUGGAACGUCCCAAAGAAGAAUACUUCCAAGAAGUAGGGCGAGAACUCCUUAUCCCCUGCUCUGCCCGGGGAGACCCUUCACCUACUAUCUCUUGGGCCAAGGUGGGCCGGGGGCUGCAGGGCCAGGCCCAGGUGGACAGCAACAGUAGCCUCAUCCUGCGACCACUGACCAAGGAGGCCCACGGACGCUGGGAGUGCACGGCCAGCAAUGCUGUGGCCCGAGUGGCCGCCUACAAUGUCUACGUGCUGGGCACCAGCCCCCACGUUGUCACCAAUGUGUCUGUGGUACCUUUGCCCAAGGGUGCCAAUGUCUCCUGGGAGCCUGGCUUUGAUGGUGGCUAUCUGCAGAGAUUCAGUGUCUGGUACACCCCCUUGGCAAAGCGUCCUGACCGAGCCCACCAUGACUGGGUGUCCCUGGCAGUGCCCGUGGGUGCUGCUUUCCUCCUAGUGCCAGGCCUGCAGCCCCACACCCAGUACCAGUUCAGUGUCCUCGCUCAGAACAAGCUGGGGAGCGGGCCCUUCAGCGAGAUUGUCCUGUCUGCCCCUGAAGGGCUUCCUACCACACCAGCUGCCCCCAGUCCUCCCCCGACAGAGAUGUCGCCUCCCCUGUCCCCUCCACGAGGUCUGGUGGCGGUGAGGACGCCCCGGGGGGUACUCCUGCACUGGGAUCCCCCGGAACUGGUCCCUAAGAGGCUGGAUGGCUACAUCCUGGAGGGCCGGCAGGGCUCCCAGGGCUGGGAGGUGUUGGAUCGGGCCGUGGCAGGCACUGAAAUGCAGCUGUUGGUGCCAGGACUUAUCAAGGACGUUCUCUACGAAUUCCGCCUCGUGGCCUUCUCUGGUAGCUAUGUCAGUGAUCCCAGCAACACAGCCAACGUCUCCACUUCUGGCCUGGAGGUUUACCCCUCGCGCACACAGCUGCCAGGCCUCCUGCCCCAGCCAGUGCUGGCCGGCGUGGUGGGCGGGGUUUGCUUUCUGGGCGUGGCUGUGCUCGUGAGCAUCCUGGCCGCCUGCCUCAUGAACCGGCGCCGAGCUGCCCGUCGCCGCCGCAAACGCCUCCGCCAAGAUCCACCUCUUAUCUUCUCUCCCGCUGGAAAGUCAGCUCUCCACUCUGCUCCGGGCUCGGGCAGUCCUGACAGCGUGGCGAAGCUGAAGCUCCAGGGUUCCCCAGUCCCCAGCCUGCGCCAGAGUCUGCUCUGGGGGGAACCCGCUGGACCCCCCAGCCCCCCUCCGGAUCCUCCACCUAGCCGGGGGCCCUUACCCCUGGAGCCCAUUUGCCGGGGACCAGAUGGGCGUUUUGUGAUGGGACCCCAGGUGGGGACCUCCCGAGACAAGUCAGGCCCUGAGCAGUCCGAGCCUCGGACCCCAGCUCGGCGUCAGGCCAGGUCCUAUGAUUGCAGCAGCAGCAGCCCCAGUGGGAUGCCCCAACCCCUCUGCAUUGCAGACAUCAGCCCUGUGGGGCCCCCUCGACCGGCCCCACCCAGUCCUCUGCCAGGUGCAGGACCCCUGCUCCAGUACCUGAGCCUGCCCUUCUUCAGGGAGAUGAAUGUAGAUGGGGACUGGCUCCCCGUGGAGGAACCCGGCCCUGCUCCACCCCCAGAUUACAUGGAUACCCGGCCCUGCCCCACCUCAUGUAACCUCCAGCCCCUGGACUGCCACUCUGAGUCCCCCAGGGCAGCACUUCCCGGGGCCAUGGUUGGGGUUGGGGCCGCCCCGGAGCCCCCGUACACAGCACUGGUUGACUGGACACUGAGGGAGCGGCUGCUGCCAAGCCUUCUCCCUGCUGCCCCCCGAGGCAGCCUCACAAGCCAGAGCAGUGGGCGGGGCAGCGCCUCCUUCCUCCGGCCCCCCUCCACAGCCCCCUCUGCAGGAGGCAGCUACCUCAGCCCCGCUCCAGGAGACACCAGCAGCUGGGCCAGUGGCCCUGAGAGGUGGCCCCGGAGGGAGCAUGUGGUGACAGUCAGCAAAAGGAGGAACACGUCUGUGGAUGAGAACUACGAGUGGGACUCAGAAUUCCCAGGGGACAUGGAGUUGCUGGAGACUCUGCACGUGGGCUUGGCUGGCCCUCGAUCCCGACUUGAAGCUGAGCCAGAGCUAGGUGUGAAGACUCCAGAGGAGAGCUGCCUCCUGAGUGCUGCCCAUGCUCCUGGCCCUGAGGCCCGCUGCGCUGCCCUUCGGGAGGAAUUCCUGGCCUUCCGCCGGCGCCGAGAUGCCGCUAGGUCCCGGCCACCAGCCUAUCGACAGUCCGUCUUCCACCCUGAACAGGCCACUCUGCUGUGAAUGCCCUAACGUGAGACAGGGUGAAGGCGCACGGACCCUGCAGGGGAAGCCCCCAGCAAGAUCUUUCUCCAGCUGGGGAUGCUGCCCCUGCCCCUUUGGUGCUCAGUCAGAGACCCUGACAGUGGGCUUGCUGAGGGGUGUACGGACUGAGGCCCUCGAGUCUGAGGACUGCAGCGGUGAUCUUAGGUCUGCCUGUGUGCGUCCGUGUGCGUGCGUGUGUGUGCGUGCGUGUGUGUGUGUGUGUGUGUGUGUGUGGUGUUUGUGGUGUGGGUGAGGCUCUUUUUUACAGGUAAAUAAAGUGAAAAAAUCUU
Capra hircus (goat) is the source of this 5452-nucleotide messenger RNA. It is a transcript of the gene IGSF9, whose product is annotated as immunoglobulin superfamily member 9. The record is from RefSeq and is a predicted model, not a curated record. Gene Ontology annotation, molecular function: protein binding. Gene Ontology annotation, biological process: cell-cell adhesion. NCBI's taxonomy places the organism in Eukaryota, Metazoa, Chordata, Mammalia, Artiodactyla, Bovidae.